Messenger RNA from Trifolium pratense (red clover), 1423 nucleotides. Its product is annotated as inositol-tetrakisphosphate 1-kinase 1-like. Gene Ontology annotation, cellular component: cytoplasm. The record is from RefSeq and is a predicted model, not a curated record. Lineage: Eukaryota; Viridiplantae; Streptophyta; Magnoliopsida; Fabales; Fabaceae. Gene Ontology annotation, molecular function: inositol-1,3,4-trisphosphate 6-kinase activity; magnesium ion binding; inositol-1,3,4-trisphosphate 5-kinase activity. The transcript has a single exon. Gene Ontology annotation, biological process: inositol trisphosphate metabolic process. The coding region runs from base 1 to 1044 and encodes 347 amino acids.
AUGGCUGAUAAUAACAAAUUCGGCGUCAUAGGUUACGCGUUAGCACCCAAGAAACAGAACAGUUUCAUCCGCGAAUCACUCUUAACGCUUGCAAAAUCACGCGGUAUUCAACUCGUCCGAGUCGACUCAAACCGUUCUUUAGCAGAUCAAGGUCCGUUCGAUUGUAUUCUCCACAAACUCUACGGCGACGAUUGGAAACGCCAGCUUCAAGAAUUCCAAACAAGAAAUCCAAAUGCUGUUAUUCUCGACGCACCUGAAGCGAUCGAACGUCUUCACAACAGAAUUUCAAUGCUUCAGGUUGUUUCUGAACUUAGGGUUGAUGACCGAACCGAAACGUUCGGGAUCCCCAAGCAGAUUGUCAUUUAUGAUAAAGAAACUCUUUCUGAUAGUCAGGCUUGGGAGAGUUUGAAGUUUCCGGUGAUUGCGAAACCGCUUGUCGCUGAUGGUAGCGCGAAAUCGCAUAAAAUGGCGUUGGUUUUUAGUCAUAAUGCUUUGAAUAAGCUGAAACCACCGAUUGUUUUGCAAGAGUUUGUUAACCAUGGUGGUGUGAUUUUCAAAGUGUAUGUUGUUGGUGAGCAUGUUCGUUGCGUGAAGAGGAAGUCUUUACCUGAUGUUUCGGAGGAAAAGGUGUUAGGGGUUUCGGAGGAUUUGUUGUCGUUUUCGCAGGUUUCGAAUUUGGCUAAUCGGGAUAGUGUGGAUGAUGAUGAGAAGUUUUAUCAGAUGAUGAAUUUGGAUGAUACUACUGAGAUGCCGCCUCAACCUUUUAUUGUUGAUAUUGCUAGUGGAUUGAGGCGUGCUAUGAAGCUGAAUCUAUUCAAUUUCGAUGUGAUUCGUGAUGCUAGAUAUGGAAAUCGGUAUCUUAUUAUUGAUAUCAAUUACUUUCCUGGGUAUGCUAAAAUGCCGGGUUAUGAAAGCGUUUUGACCCAAUUUUUCGUUGAUUUAAUGCACAAGAAAGAAUUAGAAGUUCAAGAGGGUAAUGUGGCAAAGAUUGAUGGUAGUGAUGAGGUUUUAACUGAAGAAAAAGACGAAGAUGUUAAGGUUUAGAAAUGAUUGUGUUGAAUGAACCAUUCUGUUUGUUGGUGGCUUUUGGGUAACCCUUUAAGCUGAAUUGAUGAUGAUGGGUAAAGAAGGGACCUGAGUUGAAGAAUUUCUGAUUAGGUGUAGAAGUUGGGUGGGUACAGUGGUGAAAAAAACGAGUUUUAGGGUUGUUUGUGGGUUAGUUUUUUUAACUUCUUUAACAACAUGUAUAUUCUAUCCACCAUUGCUUUGGAGAUAGGUACCUUUUUCAAACACCCUCAAGGUUUAGGAAAGUUGUAUUUUGAGGCUAAGAUCAGUAUGCUAGAAACUGUUUUUGCUUUGUGCUUUUGCUUUUUAACUCAAUGCCUUUAUUCUCCAUUUUGUUAAAUUCUAUUCUUAUUUUAGA